GCUAAUAGUACCCAACUAGCUUGAGUAGUACAUUUCUUGCACAUCCACAGAACUCGAUCAUGGCGGCCGUUCCUCCUAAUGUCGAGGUCUCCAUUGUCCCUGCACCCACUACAUACAGAAAGACUAUCCUCCGCAACCUAUGGUUGGGCCGCACUGGUGAUGACACCCAGAAAUCCCUUCUUGAGGUGGGCAAGUUUGGGCAUUACGUUGUUGUCAACUGGACUGUAUUUGAAGGAGAGGGCAACGGGGCGAAGCUAGUCGCCCGUGGACAAGGAAGCACCAUAUGCGCCGGUAGCUGGAUAUCUACUUACGUCAUAGUGUUUGUGGAUGGCAGGUUCAAAGGAUCCACCCUUCAAGUGAUGGGAAACGCCUUGGGUGUUAAUGGUCAGUUGGCUGUUACUGGUGGGACUGGGGAGUUUGCUCUUGCAAGUGGUAUCAUCAAGGUGGAUUUUGACAAACUUACUGGUGUUGACCACCUUACGGUGGAAGUGUAUACACCAGUGUUCUUAGGACCGUGUUAUGCAGCAGCGGAGAAUUAGUCCCUUGGGCCUGAUCAGAUUUACCAGUUGCUCUGAUCAAAAUAAAGUUUUUGACUUAAUCUCAGUUUCAUCCAUAAUAUGAGGGAUACUGGUUGUUCCCAACUCAUGUUUCCAGUUAUAAUAUUUUUAGUUCAUCUCAAAGCUUCUUACCACAACACCAAAUGUAAUCCUUUUCUCAUUCAAUGUUGGUGUUUUCGUGCCAUCAAUGUGCGAUUUUUCUUCAAUAAUGAUACUUUAUAUUGAUAUC
Messenger RNA from Triticum aestivum (bread wheat), 786 nucleotides. Its product is annotated as dirigent protein 6. NCBI's taxonomy places the organism in Eukaryota, Viridiplantae, Streptophyta, Magnoliopsida, Poales, Poaceae. The transcript is spliced from 2 exons. The coding region runs from base 60 to 539 and encodes 159 amino acids. The record is from RefSeq and is a predicted model, not a curated record.